AUGGAGAGGAAUAUUUCCAAUUUAGGCCCAGUGCGGAAUGGCUAUCGUAUCACAAAUCUAACACUAGACCUCCCGACACCUUACGCACAUCUCUACCGAGAUAAACGCGACACGAUAAGACUCGUGGAAUGCUUUGGGCUAUUUGAGGAUUACUACUGUAAGCCGAACGCUUCUACGAUGGGCUGUCCAGUCAACCUUGGCGUCUCAUCAUACUAUAUAAAUCAUAGAGCUCCUCGGACCCUCAGUCCACAAUACAUGACUCCUCUCAUAAGUCGUGCCCGUACAAGGUUACAACUUCAAAUCAGUAGAGCGUAUGUUCUCAGCCUCUCUGGCACUAUUGUGGGUACCGGUACCGAGGCACAUUGUCUGUACCUUUUCCACCUUAGCGCCAUGUAUCGCAUAUUGAAGUGUAAUGUAAGGUCUCUGGAGCUCGAGAGAGCUCAGAGAGCCCAAAUUCAGCCUGACACAUGGUCACGUGAUUUAUUGUCACGUGCGACACCAUGUUCUAUUCUCUUUGGCUACGAUUACAACUCCGGCCCAAUACCACCUCUCUUCGACAAGCUAUUCCGUUCCGUCUCGGGUGCGCUACGAGUCUAUCAGAAGCCCACUGAAAUCUGCCUUUCUCAUCUUCACCCUCCUGGCGUCAUCGGGAUGGACAAUCGCGACUUUGGACACCCGCGAACCGUGUAUGAAACUUCCCAAAUUUUUGAAGACUAUAAUCUCGCUGAAUUUGGAUACCCAGGUAGUCCCUACUCUUCUAGAGGUGGCCCCGAACAGAAGAUGGAACUAUUAUCGGGAGUUGGGUCGCUCGCUGUUCAAAAGGAGCCGGAUACGCGUUUUCCUAGAUAUAUCGGAAGCACUGUUCUAGCACAUAGCUUAGGGAAUAUAGCAGGUUACAUGGUGGAAAUUGAGUCUAGGGCGAUCGGAGUCACGCUUCAUCACCUCUUCGUUGACAACUUUAUGAAUGAGCAGUCUCCUUAUGUGAGACUCCCCGCCAAACUGCCCAAGAGGUUCCAAAGGGAACUCUCACACCGUCUCGCUUCACUGAUACUUGGCAACAGGAACUUAGGUUCUGGCACCGUAUUGUCGAGGAUGAUACGGUUUCGGAAUGAUUUAAGGAGGACAAAUUUGAAGGAUUUUGAUUGGGUGCACUAUAAUCGAAUGUGCUACAACCCGCUGCACGAAUUUUGCUGCACAGAUGACGCCGAGCUUUACCUUCUCUAUUCUUUAAGGAUGAAAUUAGCCUUCUCUAAGAAACGACGAGCGAGAGCUGAGAAGAUUUGGCAGUACUUGAUAGUAUCCCAAAGCGAACCAAAAUUCCUGUUGGCAAUACAGUGCAUGAAGGGUGAUCCCUUUUCGGCUAGUGCGCUAGGAUUUGCGCACUUCAAAUCCAACGUCAAAUUACACAAUAGCUCUUCUAACUUCUCUGAUUGGAGCAUUCUAAGUCAGAAAGCCUCUGGGAUUUGGGUGAGAUCCUUUAAGGUAUGUGUGAUGCUGGAAAACUUAUUGCAACACUUGACCCUCAUAUUGACCCUCAAGUGUCGCGUCCCACGCGUCCCACGUGUCCCUGCCAUCUUGUUUGUAUUUCGUCUUUGUUUUGUUCAAGUCAAGUCAUUAUCUUGUGGACGACACCCUUCGGUUACUCUAGUCAGUGUUAAUGUUUUCUCCUGCAUUUUCCAUCAGUGUUCACAUUCGAGCAUAGCCGUGGUAGGAGCUUUUGAAUUUCGUGGUGUGGAGAAAGGUUGGACCAUCGUUCAUUGGGUGGCUGGUAGUGAUUCAGAAAUGCAAGGCUUUUGGGCGGCUCGCUCCGUGAGGUUAUUUCCUCAAAGCCUUGGCGCUGGCUACAAAGUCGACGGUUCACGAGUCCUCCGUCCUCGUUGCCUCCAACUUUUUCGAACCCCACCUCGAGGUCACUGUCGCACGUAUCUCACGCGAUACCAUACCCAUGUACUGCACUAUUCACUCAUUAGGGCUAGCUCCUUUCUCGUACAGUAUAUAACCUUACAAUACACUCGUGAAAUCCACUUUGUUUGGAUCUCAGUACCUUGUCGACUCGCUUACCAUAUGAUCCCUUCUCAACUCAUGCAAGAGUCACGACCGUCAAUUAUUGUUCGAUUCUGCACGCAUCGCCUGGAUGCUAAGGGUCAGAUCCACCUUUGGUCUGCCCGCAGCCGUGAGCAAGUCCCGGCGGUCAAUUUUUACAGUCUUCUAUGGGAAGUGAAAGCGGGUAAGAAACGAAGAAGAGGAAAUCUUUUGCAUCUCAUUGUUAAAAUGACUACAAUGCUAUUGCUCCCUCAUUUUCACUAUCAGCGCGGAACUAAUUUGCAAACAUGGGCUGACCUGAGUCACAGGAUCUACGGCGCGGACGCUCUCCCUCCACCUCAACAGAACGACGACGUGAUUAUUAACGACGAUCUGUUCCAAGAUACUGCCAACAAUCCAAACUGGAACCUCAGCUCCACCAUGGUUGAUCAAGGGAGCCACCCUCCCCCAUUCCACGCCCAGACCAACCAGGAACAAGCACUCGCUGUGUCGCAGGAUCUUGAUAGUGACGUCCCCCCAGACAAUCACUACCCCAGCCAACGUCAAAAUUAUGAAGAAGAUAGACAUCCGUCACAAUUCGAUCAAGUUGGCGGCGGGUCUUCACAAGGUGCCGCAGCCGCGUAUGCGUCACAAUCUGAGGAGGUUUCAGAUGAUGAACAGCGGCAGGGUGGCCAACCUCAAUGUGAGCUUCGUACCGCUCCUGAUGUACACCAGCAAGGCAGUCAGGUCAUUGGUAACAUCCCCCAUCAAGGUGCCUAUUCACAUUACUCUACCUCGUACUUUUGUCAUGUAACCGAGAACGCAAGCUUUCCAAUUCAGAAAUAUAGGUUCAAUGCUAACUCCCAACGCUUAGGCACUGCAACCAUAGCGCCAUGUACUAAGCAUGUAGUUGGUAAUGGAUAUCAGCAGAGGAUUAAUGUGCAUGAUGUCACAACCAGUGGUUCCUCGGAUGAGCCUAAUUGGGAUGACUUGGUAAACCGAGCCUAUGGUCCCGCCAUUGACCUAGCGACCCACAACCGUCUCAAACAAGAACAAGCUACUCAGGAAGAGCGGGCAAAACAGUCCCGCAAAGACUGGCUAGCCUGGGAAACCGCCCAAGAAGCCACACAAGCAGAUCAAGCAGGCAUUCCUCUGCCAAAUGCUCCUUCGCUUACCAACGCUCAACCUACAAGUGCCGUUGUUUCCUCUGUUGGCGCUACUACUACGGCGCCUCCGCCACCGCCCUAUGUCCCUCAGCUUAGCUUUGCGGAUGACUGGCAUGGAGCGCUUGCCUAUCGGCGCCGUAUCAUCACCCCGCCCGCUAUCGAUCCUGAGAACGACCCGACUAUUCGCCUAGUACUCGGAGCUUCUGAGCAUUGGAUAUGGAAGCUGGUCCAGGCUUUCCAAAAUAUUGAGAAUGUCCGCGACCGAGAAGGCUCUGCCGAUAUCAAAAAGUUUGAGGAGGAGAACUUCAUGAUCCAGAAGAUCAACAUCGAGGCCGCUUGUCGAGAACUUUUUGUACGUAGAUUGCCCAUGUUCCCACUGGUCCUGUACGGAUACCGGGGAAAUGGACGGGUUGAUAGGGCAGCUGCUCCAGAGGCUGGUCUCGCCGCAGACCGGGAUGGAUCGUGUCAUGACCGGAUCCGGAACAUUGUGAACGCAUUGAAGUUUGAUAAGCGUAUUUGUCGAGAUAUCCUUAAUGAUACUUCCAAACUUGAGGACCUCGUCAACGCGCCCCUGGCUUAUGCUAAGACCUUUGCUGGAUUGACUAACGUUUUGAAGACGAAAGAUUCGAAUGCUAAAAACAACGAUCACCGUACGAGGCUCGGCACUGAGAAUAAGAAGAUGACCGAGGAGAACAAGAAGUUGAAGGAGCGACUUGGUGAGCCUGACUUAGAGACCUCAACCCCCACCGGCAAACCCGCGACACCUGCGACCACCAAGUCAACCACUCGCAAAGGUCAAGGUCGGAGAGUUGGUGCCGAUGUGAGGACACCUCAAGCCAGCCGUGGCGGAGGAAAUCCACCACUUGAUCAUAUAGGUCGGAUUAUCUUCACUUGGCCAAAUAAACGUGGCAGCAAAGCUAAGCGCGGAUCGCAACCAGCUGAAUCUCUACAGAACGUAGGUCCUCUGGCUCACGCUCCCUCAACGCUGAUGGGUCGAAGCUCGCCCAGUCAGGGCCCGCUCUCGGGGUAUUCAGAAGCUGGAUAUGUUCCAAGGCCGCCACUACCUGAAGGUUUCCGAACUCAAGGUUACCAGGGCGUUGUUGGUCAAGGCUUCGGACGUCCGAGUCAAUCUUUGACUAGACAACCGUCCCAAGGCCAAGCUGGCCAACUCUCCCAGGGUCGAGUUUUCCCGCGUCAAAUUUCCCAGAGCCAAGGUUUCCCGCGUCACCCGCCCCAAGAUCAAGAUUUUCUGAGUCGACCCUCUCAAAGCCAAGUCCUCCCACGACAACUGUUCCAUGAUCAAGCUGGCCCAGGCCAGUUGCCUCAAGGUCAACUGUCCCACGGCCAACUAUUCCCACCCCAAUUCCUCUCAGUCUCGACCGCCCCGGGUCAAUCUCUUCAACCUCCACUAGCUCAGCAUGGCGCGAACCAACCUCUCCCAACCACUCAAGAUCCUCCGACCGCCCAAGCUCCUUCGAGCCUUCAAGCUUCUUCCACCCAAGGCCAAGUUUCAGCAUCCUCAGCCGACAACAGCAGGAAGCGUGCGCACGGCGAAGGCAGCGCCAACGCCGCCACUAACAUCCCAACCCCAAAACGCUCUAAAGGGGGCGACAAUCUCCCAGAUACUCUAUCGAAAGCGAGAGUCAGAGUAAGGACACCAGUAACCGUUGAUGUUCAGCUGAAAGAGACUCAGUUCUGGAUGGAUUCAUGA
Lindgomyces ingoldianus is the source of this 4899-nucleotide messenger RNA. RefSeq lists its product as uncharacterized. NCBI's taxonomy places the organism in Eukaryota, Fungi, Ascomycota, Dothideomycetes, Pleosporales, Lindgomycetaceae. Bases 1 to 4899 code for a protein of 1632 amino acids. The record is from RefSeq and is a predicted model, not a curated record. The transcript has 26 exons.